AUGGAUCGACCACCUAAUGGAACGAUUCUAUUGGAUGACAGCAUACCCUGGGACAUCAGCAAAGGCGACGUGAUAGGAAUCGAUACCCAAUUUGUUAAUGUGGGUAAUCAACUCUUUAGAGGAUUCAAGUUGAUCCCCCAUGGGCUCCAUCUAUUCCAUUAUUCCAGAAACGACAUGAGAUACGGAACAUGGUUUGAAUGCAAUGAAGGCGACGUUUAUUUGGCUCGAUGGGAUCUGCUGCUUGAGGAGAUUAAGUUGGUUGAUCUUAAAAAUGAACCAUUAAACCUCACCAAGGCACUAGAUAAGAUCGCACAGUACUACGGAACCGUGAUGAUGGGGUAUCCAGAGGACACUACAACAUGGCACCAAUUGAUUGGGUAUAUGGACAACAUAGAGGUGUUACAGAUCUUUCUUCCUGAAGACUAUGAAGUCACGACAUCAACGUCGUCUUUUGAAGAGACCAUGAUAUUAGAAGAGACACUAGCUGGUACCCAUCCUAACAGUAGUACAGGCAAUAGUUCUUCGCAUGACCACAUUAAAUAUACCGUUGUGCAAUUCAAAAAGAAUAGAUCAACGGAUAUCAACACUAUAACCAAGGAUUACUUGGAUAAGUCGUGGUAUAUAGAGGAAUUGUAUGGUCAAGAUGUUGAGUUACUAUUAGCAGAAUUACAAUUGGCAUUUGUUAACUUCAUAGUGCUUGCCAACUUUUGUUCUGGGUAUCAAUGGAUUCAAAUCAUCAAACUUAUACUGAUGUCACCUCAAUGGAUUGGACGACGGCUUUCGUGGUUUGUCAAGUUGCUUCAACUACUAGUGUCCCAAUUACGUAAGAUUCCGCCGGAAUAUGUUUUUGGUGAGGAUUCCAUUAUCAAUACUCAGUCAUACAUUGAGGCAAUGGAGAACAUAGUACAAGACAUCAUCCCAUCAUUAGAGGGUUCAUGUUGUGGACGGAUGAAAAUGAAAGGGGCUAUCCUUGAAACGUGGAACCAGGUGAUUGAUAUCAAUAACGAACGGUUUUCAAUCGAUCUAACUCGGUUAACUCCAUCCAUUGAUGAUAAUGAUGAAGAUGCUCCCCAAAUAGUGCACACAUAA
Messenger RNA from Lizanozyma spartinae, 1089 nucleotides. RefSeq lists its product as uncharacterized. The transcript has a single exon. Gene Ontology annotation, biological process: spliceosomal tri-snRNP complex assembly. The coding region runs from base 1 to 1089 and encodes 362 amino acids. Lineage: Eukaryota; Fungi; Ascomycota; Pichiomycetes; Serinales; Debaryomycetaceae. The record is from RefSeq and is a predicted model, not a curated record.